CAAAGCCAGAAGCGGUAGUUCAGUUGUAGAUACCUAGCUUGAAACGCUAAAGCAAACACAAGCAAACAUUUGAUAAGACAUUCAUCAUCUCGAGUAAAAUGUAAAUAGGCACACAUAACUUUCUUUCGGACGGAAACACUUGAUCAGUGCCCAUUCUAACGACUAUCAGUGCGGACGUAAGAAAAUCAGCAACAAGAAACGCAAACCAUGUCCCGAUACGAUUCUGCGAACAAAACCUGGUCCGGCCAGGUUGAACCUAACAUAUUGAACCCGGAAGCCAACAUAGGGCAGGUGGUUCUGAACCUUCUCUCGAGAACGCCAGAUAAGAUUAUCCAGAUCAAUGCCGACUCCGGAUAUGAGAUGACCUGCGCCGAGAUGAAGCGACGAAUCGUUCGGGUCGCGCUUCAUUUGAAGAAUUUGGGCUACCUGAUCGGAGAUUUGGCAACGUUGGCCUGCUCCAAUACGGAAAACUUGGUCCCGGUUUACUUUGCGUGUGUGACUCUGGGGAUCGCGGUCAAUCCCUUGGCUCCGGUGUUCAAGCGUGACGACUUGGCCCAUAUGAUGCGUUUGACGCAGUCAAAGGUCGUUUUUUGUGACGAGGCCAAUCGAGUCGAGGUGGAAGAAGCCGUCAAGGAAGCUAUUCGCAUCCGGCCGAGGAUUUAUGUCAUGGGUAAUGGACGUGGGGCAGCCUUAUCGGUCGAUGAGCUGCUUACUCCGGUAGAGGGAGAAGAAUGCUUCUUUCCACCUUAUCUAGGCGAUUCCAAAAAGCUGACGGCGACAGUUCUUUGUUCUUCUGGUACCACUGGACUACCGAAAGGAGUAUGCCUUUCCCAUGCACAUUUAAUAUCUGGCGAACUAUUUUCCGACGCUUUGAACGCCGGGCCGCUUUUCAACUUCAGUCCCCUUUUCUGGAUGACUGGGGUGUUCGCAGCUCACAACUCAGUUCUGUAUACUCGUUCGCGAGUCAUUACGACGAAACCAUUUAGCGCCGAGACGUUCUUCUCCAUCAUCCAGCAGUACCAGGCGGAAGACAUCUUCACGCCUCCAUCGGCCAUUGCAGCUAUUCAAAGUCAUCCCAGUUACCGAACGGUACAACUGGGCAGUGUGAAGCGUUGGCUCAUAGGUGGUUCAACGGUUGCUCCCGAAAUUAUAUCCAGUCUUAGGGAGCGAUUCAUGACCAUCGACGUGAAGCCAAUAUACGGAUGCUCGGAAUUUGGCUGCGUAACCUCUCCGAUGUUGCCCGCCGGAUCGCUGGCCAAGAAUCUUACAGUGAAAAUUAUCGACGAAAACGGACGAAAGCUGGGACCGAACGAGAAGGGCGAAAUCUGCCUGCAAUACCAAUACAAAUUCUUGAAAUAUCUCAACAACGAGGAGAUGACGAUCAAAGCCUUCGAUGACGAAGGAUUCUACAAAACCGGAGACAUUGGCUACUUCGACAGCGAGGGGUUCCUUCACGUGGUGGACCGCAUCAAGGACAUCAUCAAGUAUAUGAACUUCCAGAUAUCGCCGUCGGACUUGGAGGAUAUCAUUCUAAAAAUUCCCGGAGUGGGACAGGUUUGCGUGGCAGGGAUUCCUACGAAGGAUCAAUCGUCGGAGCUGGCUACUGCGGUGAUCGUGAAGCAGCCGGGAUCCAGUUUGUCAGCAAAGGAGGUGGUGGAUACGGUCAACGAUCAAGUUAGCGAUUACAAGAAGUUGCGCGGUGGCGUGUUCUUUGUCGAUCAACUGCCGAUGACGCCGGCUGGGAAAGUUCUGCGUCGAUCUGUGAAGGAUAUGAUCGUUUUAGGAAAAUACUAGGAAUGGGUUACGUUUUAACUAGAGUGUUUAGACGAUACUCUGUAUUAUGAACCGAAUGUGCCAGUGGACAAUUUUAUUGAACGAACAAGAUUUAGAAAAUUGUCUAGAAUAUAAUUAUUAUUUCUCAAUACAUUGUAUUUCAUUUAUAACUAAACGUUUCAUUGAUGUACCGUUAAACAGGGUGAAAUGCAACACUUUUUAAAUUUUAAGCUAGAUGAAGUAUAAAUCGAAGGAUUAAACGAAAAUCAAUUUGGUAACCUUAUUGCCACGUGGUGUACGAAAUGAAUACCGCGCGAUAUUACCCAGUCAACGUUUUGGUUCCUAUAUUUUUUUCAUACAUCAUUCUAUAUGGAUCAAUGUACUCGUGUAAAAUGCACGAAAAAGCUAUUUACCUACAAAUGUGGAGGCUAUAUAUUUGGUACGACUUUUUCAGACUUUCUGCGAUUAGAAAUAUGAUGCCACAAAAUGUUGAUGUAAAAAAGAAAAGUUUUCACCGAGUUUUGAACAAGAGACAUGUUAGGGAAGGAGUAAAUGAAAGCCUUUUGAGCACGCUGUGAUGUCACGAACAAACGCUAAAAGCUGUAUUCAUGAUAUAUUAGAAUAGGAACAAACCUAAUCGUAUCUUUAUUUAUUGAUCCACCGUCUUCGACAAUAAGUC
This is a messenger RNA of Aedes aegypti (yellow fever mosquito), 2452 nucleotides long. RefSeq names its product 4-coumarate--CoA ligase 1. The transcript has 3 exons. The record is from RefSeq and is a predicted model, not a curated record. Gene Ontology annotation, molecular function: long-chain fatty acid-CoA ligase activity. NCBI's taxonomy places the organism in Eukaryota, Metazoa, Arthropoda, Insecta, Diptera, Culicidae. Gene Ontology annotation, biological process: long-chain fatty acid metabolic process; fatty-acyl-CoA biosynthetic process. The coding region runs from base 208 to 1794 and encodes 528 amino acids.